This is a messenger RNA of Abrus precatorius (Indian licorice), 2195 nucleotides long. Its product is annotated as T-complex protein 1 subunit delta. The transcript has a single exon. Bases 152 to 1753 code for a protein of 533 amino acids. The record is from RefSeq and is a predicted model, not a curated record. Gene Ontology annotation, molecular function: ATP hydrolysis activity; ATP binding; ATP-dependent protein folding chaperone. Gene Ontology annotation, cellular component: chaperonin-containing T-complex. Gene Ontology annotation, biological process: protein folding. NCBI's taxonomy places the organism in Eukaryota, Viridiplantae, Streptophyta, Magnoliopsida, Fabales, Fabaceae.
UGCUAGAAAAGCGUAUAUUGGAAACGAAAAACUCCACUCUGAACAACAAAACAUCACUCUCCUCCCUUCCUCUUCACACUCAUUUCACAAAGCUAGGGUUUCCCAUUUCCCCUUUCGUUUAGGGUUUCGCAUUAACGCUCUGCAAUCACCAAUGGCGGCAAUCGCGGCUCCCCAACAGCGAUCCUCUAAGACCGAGUCCUACGUCGACAACAAGCGCAAGGAAGACAUUCGUCAUGCCAACAUCGUGGCCGCACGCGCCGUCGCCAACGCCGUGCGCACCAGCCUCGGUCCCAAGGGCAUGGACAAGAUGAUCUCCACCUCCUCCGAUGAGGUCAUCAUUACCAACGACGGCGCCACCAUUCUCAACAAGAUGCAGGUCCUUCAGCCCGCCGCCAAGAUGCUUGUUGAGCUUUCCAAGUCUCAGGACUCCGCUGCCGGUGAUGGCACCACCACAGUCGUCGUCAUCGCCGGCGCACUCCUCGAACAGUGCCUCCUCCUCCUCUCCCACGGCAUCCACCCUACUGUCGUCUCCGACUCUCUCCACAAAGCCUCCAUCAAAGCCGUCGAAGUCCUCACCGCCAUGGCCGUCCCCGUCGAGCUCUCCGACCGCGACUCGCUUGUCAAAUCCGCGAGCACUUCCCUCAACAGCAAAGUCGUCAGCCAGUACUCCACGCUCCUCGCGCCUCUCGCUGUCGAUGCUGUCCUCUAUGUCGUCGAUGCCAAGAAUUCCGAUAUGGUCGACCUCCGUGACAUCAAGAUCGUGAAGAAGCUUGGCGGCACCGUCGACGACACGGAGCUCGUGAAGGGGCUGGUGUUUGACAAGAAGGUGAGCCACGCUGCCGGUGGCCCCACGCGCAUGGAGAACGCCAAAAUUGCGGUGAUUCAGUUUCAGAUUUCGCCUCCAAAAACCGACAUCGAGCAGAGUAUUGUGGUGAGUGAUUACUCUCAGAUGGAUAGGAUUUUAAAGGAAGAGAGGAGUUAUAUUCUUGGCAUGAUUAAGAAGAUUAAGGCCACGGGUUGUAAUGUGUUGUUAAUUCAGAAGAGCAUAUUAAGGGAUGCUGUUACUGAUUUGUCUUUGCAUUACCUUGCAAAAGCUAAAAUUUUGGUGAUCAAAGAUGUGGAAAGGGAUGAGAUUGAGUUUAUUACCAAGACUUUGAACUGUUUGCCCAUCGCUAACAUUGAGCAUUUCCGCGCCGAGAAGUUGGGUUACGCCGAUCUUGUGGAGGAGGUUUCUCUUGGGGAUGGCAAGAUUGUGAAGAUUACUGGUAUUAAGGACAUGGGAAAGACUACUACUGUGCUUGUCCGUGGAUCUAACCAGUUGGUGAUUGAUGAGGCAGAGAGGAGUUUGCAUGAUGCUUUGUGUGUUGUGAGGUGUUUGGUUGCCAAAAGGUUUCUCAUUGCUGGUGGUGGCGCCCCGGAGAUUGAGCUUUCAAGGCAACUGGGUGCCUGGGCUAAGGUGUUGCAGGGGAUGGAGGGUUACUGCGUUCGAGCAUUUGCUGAGGCACUUGAAGUCAUUCCUUACACUUUAGCAGAGAAUGCUGGUUUGAAUCCAAUUGCAAUUGUUACUGAGCUGAGGAACCGUCAUGCGCAGGGUGAGAUUAAUGCGGGAAUCAAUGUGAGGAAGGGUCAGAUUACAAACAUCUUGGAGGAGAAUGUGGUGCAGCCACUGCUAGUGAGCACGAGUGCUAUCACCUUAGCGACAGAGUGUGUGCGGAUGAUCUUGAAGAUUGAUGAUAUUGUAACAGUGAGGUAGAGUUGAUUGAAAAGUGAGAAAUUUGGAGAGGAAUUGAAUUAUCCAUCAUCUUAUUUCUUUCUUGCUUUAAUUAUAUGUUGGUAGUUUAUGUUCUUUCUAGUGACUUUGGUUAAGUUAUUUUGAUUUACUUUGGCUGCUUCUGUUAUUUACAAUUUUGAAUGUCCUCAUGGAUUGUGAUGCUUGCUGAAGUCUUCAAACCUUUCUUGAUGUGUAUUUUGAGAGUUCAUCAACAGUUGAUAAUUUUCCUGAUUGCCACUGCUAUUGAUUGUGUUCAUGUAUUUUCCUUUCCUUAGCCAUACUUGUUUAUGUGACUUUUUUGUUGAAUGGGUGCUUUGCUGAUUAUUUUAAUAUCUUGAAAUUGUGAUGGGUUAUGUAUACUUAGGUUGUUAUUGUAAGCAUCACACAACUUUUCAUUGUUUGUGGAAUGAUGAAACAUCGUAAG